GAGGGGUUGGGCGGGUUGGACAGGCAGGCAGGCAGGCAGGCAGGCGCGGCGCGAACAGCUAAGGGCGGCCGGAGCAGAAGGACCCCUGUGAGGCCGGCGGGCGGUGUGGGGCGCUCGGCGCGGCGCUCGGGGUCCCGCCUCAGCCUCAGGCUGCCACGGGGCGGGGUUGUCCCCUCAGGCCCGGCUGCUCGCAGCGGGUCUCACCGGCGGAUCGGCGGCGGCCGGGCUGAGGAUGUCUGGAGGCUCCUCGGGAAAGCAGGCGGCGCCGGCGGAGCAGGUGACAGAUUGGUUGGCAUAUUCGUUUGAUGACUUCUUAGGAAACACAAGUAUUUCCCCCAGUACCAUUCCUGUGAAGCCACUUGAAGGCAACUCUGGUAGAAACCAGCAGCAGCAGCAGAAAGACGUGUCUUCUGUGACAGAAAGCAGAAGAAGCAAAGUUCUUCCCAGAAAAAGAGCAAAGUUGUCUUCAGUAGAUCUACCUCGUAACAAGUCCAGACAAAACUGGAGCCAAUCUGAAGAUGAACCAUGGGUAGAUAAAUACAAACCUGAAACUCAGAAUGACCUUGCUGUACAAAAGAAGAAGAUUGAAGAAGUUGAAUCCUGGUUAAAAAUGCACAUAUUACAGAGGCAGCCAAAGCAGCGUGGCUCUGUUUUACUGCUGACUGGUCCUCCUGGUUGUGGAAAGACUGCAACUAUACAAAUAUUAGCAAAAGAUCUUGGUGUUCAGGUGCAAGAAUGGAUCAAUCCAAUAUCUUUAGACUUUACAAAAGAAGACUUAAGAAAUAUGUUUGGCCAUGACUCAAAUUUUCAUACGUUUCCGAGUCAGGCCCAAGCAGCUGUCUUUCAAGAUUUUCUAUUAAGAGCAAAUAAGUAUAACAAACUUCAGAUGCUUGGGGAGUCCUCAGAAAAUGAUAAAAAGCUUAUUCUUAUUGAAGACCUACCUAACCAAUUCUAUCGAGAGCCUAGCAGCCUACAUGAAAUUCUCAGGAGAUUUGUUCGUAUGAGUAGAUGUCCCCUUAUAUUUAUUAUAUCAGAUAACUUCAGUGGAGACAGCAAGCAGAGGUUACUAUUCCCAGUGGACAUUCUAGAGGAGUUGUGUAUAUCCACUAUUAGUUUCAAGCCUGUUGCGCCAACAAAUAUGAUGAAAGUUCUUAAUCGAAUUGCUGCAACAGAAGCUAGUUUGAACAGAGAGAAGAGUUUUGCUCUUGACAGAACUUCUCUGGAGUUGCUUUGCAGAGGUUGUUCAGGUGAUAUAAGAAGUGCAAUAAAUAGUCUUCAGUUUUCUUCUAUGAAAGAUUACUCACUGGAGAAAGAGUUUUGGUCAAAGAAGAAAAGGAGCUCCACAGUAAAAUGUGAAGCAGCAGCAGCAGCAGCAGCAGUAGUAGGAAAGAAAAGUAAAGGUGAUACUUCAGAAGACCAGGAGAUACAAGCUAUUGGUGGCAAAGAUGCUUCCAUUUUUCUUUUCCAUGCUCUAGGGAAAAUAAUUUACUGCAAAAGAGAACCAGUGUCAGAAUCAGAAUUUCCUCAGCUUCCUGCUCACUUAUCAGAAUACCGUCGGGACACCUUGCUUAUUCAGCCUGAGGAUAUUGUGGAAAAAUCACAUAUGUCAGGAAGCAUGUUUAAUUUAUACCUUCACCAGAACUAUGUAGACUUUUUUUCUGAUAUAGAUGAUGUAGUGAGAGCCAGUGAAUACUUGAGCACCGCUGAUGUCCUUUGUAGUAACUGGAGUACACAGCUCGUGAUGGAAAAAUACAGUGCAUCUGUGGCCACCCGAGGGGUUAUACAUUCAAAUAUGUCCAGAGCCUUUGCCCAUCACCAAGGAGGGAUGGGGUUCCGGCCUCUACAUAAACCCCAGUGGUUCUUUAUCAAUAAAAAGUAUCAAGAAAAUUGCCUUGCUGCAAAAUCUCUCUUUUCAAGCUUCUGUUUACCACCUGAGUGUCUUCAGACUGAGCUAUUGCCUUAUCUUGCUAUGUUAGCAAAUCCAAUGAGAAAUCAAGGUUAAAGCUUGAAACACUUACUGAUAAAGAUCCUGGGAUACCAGACUUACUUGUUAGCUCCGAGGGGGACGGUGCUGGUGCUCAUGCUGUGGAGGCGGCUGCAGAGGCGGAGAAAACCAGGAUGGAUGAGAAUGAAUCGGGUGGAUUCCCUCUCUCUUCUAGCCAGUGCAGUGGAAGUGAACUACCUUGCAGUCAGCCCCAGCCUGUUGCAGCUCAAGCAGUCAUGGAGGAAGACGAAUUGCAAAUAGAGGAAUAUGAUAGUGACUGAGUACAACACCAUAUUGACCACUGACUUCCUUGAACGAAUUCGUAUGCUGGAGAGGCUUUUGCUAAAGAGAGUAUGGUCUGCACAGUACUCCUUUAGGUACUUAGACUUGGCCUCCCAGUCCACCUAAACAUGCUGUGUCGGCAUUGAGGCAGCUCUCUUCAGCGUCCUCUUAACCUUGCAGUAUCAGUCCUGAGCUGAAUACUAAAUUACAGGCUAUUCAUUGCCUCUACUGAGCCACGAAAUAACCUGUACUGAAAGAGAGAAUAGUGAGUGAUGACUGAAAUUAGUUUGAGACUGUAGGUAAGCAGUGUCACACUUCAGUUAUUUUUUUUUUACAUGUUUUAAUUUGCUUUGCAAGUGUACAGUGUGUUUCCUGAGUACGCAUUUGAAAAUUUGUCAGCAUUUGAAGGCCUUAUUAAAAUUCAUGCCUUUAAAAAAAGACAAAAUAAAAAUUGCUGUUUGGGAGUUCGGCCCUUCGGAAAAAGAGACUGAAGUGUACAUGUAAAAAGUUUGAUAUCCCAUAUUGGUGAUGUAAAUAAAAUUCCUACUGUAUUGAUACUGUCUUGUACUCUGCCACAGAUUUUUGUGUGUUUAUAAAUUGAAUGUAUGUAGUACAAAAGAUUAUUCUGGAUUCUUUUUUGAAAGACACUUUCAUAACUUAUGGAGGGGAAAAUAUAACAGUCAAGCAUAAAUCCUUAUUGUCCUUUGUAUUCUGUUGGAAGUUAAUGGUGCAGUGUGCAGUUUUUAUCAUGAAAUUGCCAUUGUGCCAGGGGAAAGAAUAACCCUGUUGUGAUAGGCUGUUCAAUACGUCAGCAUUUCUCUGUAACUGGGAUUGCUCAGUUCAAAUCAAUCUUAUAUGUUGCGGUGGUUAAUGAUACCACAGGAGUAAGAAAAAUAAUCAAAGUGACCAUCUUUGAAUGUGUGAUGUAGAUUUGGGUUUCUGUAUUGCUUACAUCCAAAGUUGAGUAAAAAAGAGUAUGUAUUUACCACCA
Strigops habroptila (Kakapo) is the source of this 3257-nucleotide messenger RNA. RefSeq names its product RAD17 checkpoint clamp loader component (gene RAD17). NCBI's taxonomy places the organism in Eukaryota, Metazoa, Chordata, Aves, Psittaciformes, Psittacidae. Gene Ontology annotation, molecular function: ATP hydrolysis activity; DNA clamp loader activity; chromatin binding. Gene Ontology annotation, biological process: DNA damage checkpoint signaling; mitotic DNA replication checkpoint signaling; DNA repair. The record is from RefSeq and is a predicted model, not a curated record. The transcript has 15 exons. Bases 233 to 2002 code for a protein of 589 amino acids. Gene Ontology annotation, cellular component: Rad17 RFC-like complex; nucleus.